CUACGCCAACAACGAGCCCACGAGCACGCCCGAAGACAGCACGAUCUGCACGCAGACAACACAGCCAGCCGGGUUCACACACCAUUCUAACACGUGCGUCUGGUCAUGCAGCGACGCAAGAGGCGGGCCGUCGUCCGCAUCACGGCCCGGCCUUGCUCUCUGGGUGAAAAGAGGUUGUUUGCUGGCUGCUGCUGACCUGCGCUAUGUGCUGCGUGGCAGAUCUCGGUCCCUCUGUCCGUCUGCCCUCGUCGCGCUCGCCGAUUCUCGAACUCGGCGAAAUGGGGAGGUGGAUUCCGUGAAACGAAUAUGCGAGCUUGGGUACCAAAACCUCAGCUCCUGUUUGACUUUCCACUUUGGUUAUACACCGGCACAGCAGCGACAGCAGCAGCGACAUCAGCACAGCAGCGCAGCAAUGCACUCUUGCAGGGAGGACUGGCCAACUAUGGUCA
Vitrella brassicaformis is the source of this 449-nucleotide messenger RNA. The record is from the annotation of a GenBank genome assembly. Lineage: Eukaryota; Vitrellaceae.